AUGGAAAGGGAGAAGUUUUUGGGAGGUGCCAUGUCGAGGGAGCAUGAGUUGGGGAUGGCGGAAAAUUUAUCUAUUCGUUGUAUUAUGCGGCCUCACAUAUGGUCUCUCCUCAAAAGUGGUUUGCAAACUAAUGUUUGGAGUGACAAUUGGUGUCCUAUGAGUCCUCUUAGCUCCUUUAUUACUCCUCGUUCUAUAGCUAAUGCAGGUUUCAGUUUAAAGUCCUCGGUUGCUGAUGUUAUUGAUGCGUAUGGGCAUUGGAGAUGGCCCCAAGCUUGGCUAGAUUUGUUCCCGGUUUUAAUAAGCAUUCAAACGCCUCAGCUAGUUGGUGAUGCUCUUGAUCGUCUGGCUUGGAAAAAUUUGGAUGGGAAGUUUAUAGACUUUGAAUCGGCCCAAGUUUGGAAUACGAUUCGGACGAGAGAUACUCAGGUGACCUGGGCAAACAUGGUUUGGUUCUCUCAGUGUGUUCCUCGCCACUCCUUUCAUAUGUGGUUAGUGUUACGGAACAAACUAAAAACUCAGGAUAGGUUGGCGGUUUGGGAAGCUGGAAGUGCUACGAAUCUUAAUCUUAUGUGUUGUCCGUUGUGCAAACAUGAUCGAGAUAGCCGAAACUAUUUGUUCUUUCAAUGUGCGUUUGCAAAUCAAGUUUGGACAAAUGUGAAGUGUACGGUGAACUUGGAGAGUGUAGAUAACACAUGGCAGUCGUUAAUGGUUUGGGUUGAUCAACAUUCUAAUUCUAAGAAAACUGAUGCCAUUGUGUGUAAAUUGGUGGUGGCGGUGGCUACCUAUUAUAUUUGGCAAGAGCGGAACAGUCGGCUCUUUAGUUCCAACCAGUUGACUGUGGUGCAAGUUGCUGAGAAGAUCAAAAGUGUGGUUCGGCUUCAGCUUAUGGGGUUCAAGUUUCGAGUGGAGUUGGCUAGGAGGAGGAUCUACAGAACCUGGAAGAUUGAUGAUAGCAAGGAUGAUGUAGCUGACCCGGGCUAG
Molecule: messenger RNA, 981 nt
Organism: Helianthus annuus (common sunflower)
Lineage: Eukaryota; Viridiplantae; Streptophyta; Magnoliopsida; Asterales; Asteraceae
Exons: 1
Coding region: 1-981 (326 amino acids)
Source: RefSeq, a predicted model, not a curated record